CCAGGUGGGGAAUCGGAACACAGCAUCAGGUAGGUUACGUUUAUUUGGAAAAUUACUUAUCACAGCGACGAAUAGUGGCUGUGUUAGAAACUAAAUAUUUCUUCAAUAAGCGACCAUACACCCACCACUGAAAUUGCGGCCAGUUUCAAGACCUGUAUGUAAGACCGUGAUCUAGAAAGUGAUAAGCUCCGUCAUAUCGGAACAUGGACAUGGAUUUAUUGUUCUUCUCGUCCAUAGACGAUGCCACGAAAGCAUGGCUCGACACUCUGCAUCGGAUGUGGGCAUUAUGGAAGAAAUGCGACGGUGUCAGCAAAACAUUAACGGAUUACUUUGAAACGGCACCAAAUCCAUAUUUGAGCACAUUGAGAAUCCUUGUCAACACCUCUGACUUUGAUCAUAUGACAAACAGCAAAUCGCUUGCAUUUGCAGUGAUAGAAGAAUUUUCAAAUUGGAUAAAAGAUAGAAAAGAAGGUUAUAAGGAAUUUCUUGUUCCUGAUUUGAAACUAGCAGCUUUCAAAUUAAUAAAGCAAAAACAUAUGAAACAAAUGCUGCUAAUUAAGAAUGUUUCUACUAUAUAUGAUUUCGUGGAACAUAAAGAUAUGUUUCUACAAGCAAUAAAGGAAAUGAUACGAGAUAAAGAAUAUAAGGAGGCUGCACAAUAUGCUGCAAUGUUACAAUUGCAGAGUCAUUUUAUGGAUCCAGAAAUAUUAUUAUUACCACUUAUAUUACAAAAUAAAUUACAAGUAGUUGACGAAUUUCUAGUUGACUGCCAAGAUGUUCAAAAGGCCUUGACGACUUAUUUAGAUAACUUGAUAGCACCAGGAAAAAAUGUACAAAUCAUAUUGGAACGAUUUAUUUAUGAAAAUGAUAUUCCAGAAGUUAAAAUAUCGUUAACACAAGUUCGUCCGAUAACUAAGCUUAUUGCACGUCUAAUAAAGCAGUACAAUUUGUCACCUGAUGUAUGUCCACACUUGAACACAAAACGAAAUGAAGGAGCAUUGCAAUUUAUCAUACAUAAACGUUAUGUGGAUGGUAGCUUAAAUGUUGCCAGUUGGAGGGAGAUGGUGAGAGAGGCAAUAGGAGGUGACAUUAAAUUACAAAAGGAAUUACUUCUUAUGUUAAUUAACGUUAACGAUGCACAAGAAGGUUUAUAUUGGGCGAGGGAAUAUAGAAUACCUAAACAAGAAUGGCCAUGGAUGAUUGUGCAUGCAGAAGAAAAUGAAGAAGAAGAAGAAGAAGAAGAAGAAGGUGCGCAAGGGGUAAAUGAUGGAGCUUCUACGAGUAAAGAUGAAAAUUGGGAACCAAUUGAAGAUAAUCUAAAUUAUCACGUUUUAAAAUUACCAAGAGAAUCUAUUAAUGUAGUGGAUAAUGGACGCUUAUUUGAAGAAUUCCUUGAUAAUGGAUUAAGGAAUGUUACUGUAGUUGGAAUUGAUUUAGAGUGGAAACCUAGUUUUGGAACUAAGCAACCAGAACUAGCGCUUAUACAAAUAGCUACUGAAGAUAAUGUUUAUAUUCUGGAUGUGACUACUUUCGGUAAUGAAUUACCUGAACUCUGGGCUGAACUUGGUCUUAUGUUAUUCGGAAAUAAAAAUAUUAUUAAAAUUGGAUUUGGAAUAGCACAUGAUAUAACAGUGAUACGCAAUAGUAUACCUGCAUUGUCAUCCAUUAAAAACCAUGGCCAAGGAUAUCUCGAUUUGAUGAUUUUAUGGAGAAAAUUAACGGAAGAUUAUAACUUUAUUUUUCCAUACAAGGGUGAUCCAAACUUCACAAGCAAGAGUUUAAGUAAACUUGUGGAACUAUGUUUUGGACAAAGAUUGGAUAAGUCUGAUCAAUUCUCAAAUUGGGAGCUAAGACCUCUAAGGGAAAGUCAAAUAAUAUAUGCUGCAUUGGAUGCUUAUUGUUUAUUGGAAAUAUAUAAGGUGUUAGCAGAUUAUUCAGCAGAUAUGGAUAUACCGUUUGAAGAUAUUUGUGCAGAAAUACAGCAUAUUCCACAUGCACAUAAAAAACCUAAUACAAAUAAAGUCACAUAUAAGAAACCUAUACAUUCAAAUCCUACAACGUCUGAUAGAGACAACGAGAAUUAUCGCGUGAACGCAGGAGCUUCACCAAAAUACGAAACGGCACCUAACUACAAAUCUAUGGUUAAACAGGGUUAUCAUAAUAAACAAAAUAAAUCUGCGCAUCUUGGAAUACUUAGAAUAGCUAAUGAUGAAAGACACGAUAAUCAAAAGAGAUAUGACAAUCAUGAUCGGGAUCAGAAUCGGGACAGAUUAGCGCGUGUCGGAAUAAUUCAGAUAGCUAAUGACACAAGAACUGAUAACCAAAGGAAAUAUGACAAUUAUAAUAAUCAUAAUCAGAACAGAUACGCACACGUCGGAAUGAUGCGAGGGACAAAUGGUGGAAGAUAUGAGAAUCAAAAAAGACAUAAUCAUGAGAAUUAUAAUAGAUUCGACAACUAUGAGAAUCAUAACAGAUACGAUCACCCAAACAGAUACAGUAAUCAAAGUAAACGCGAUCAUUAUAAUAGAUACGACAAACAGAUCGGUAGACGGGAGGAUGUUCAGGAUAGAUUUCUGGACAACUUUGAAAAGAUGAAUAGACCGGAAUCCAGAGUACAGCGACAACAUCAGGGGGACCCGGUCAUCGCGCAUACGUGGCGCGUUGUAUGCGACUCGAUGCUGGGUGGCUUGAGCAGCAAGCUACGGAUGUGCGGUGUGGACUGCGUACACGUCUUGUUCGAUCAGGGUGGAGACGAUUCCGCCAGAUUGGCAAUGCGUGAAAACAGGAUUUUGCUGACGCGUAAUAAAAAUUACGAAAGAUUCAAGCAGUUUCUACCACUAAAGAACUGCUACAGGAUAAUGGCCGACACACCUGACAAUCAAUUACGCGAAGUUUUAUGUUAUUUCGGCGUAGUUGUCACGCAGAAUGACAUUUUCAGCCGAUGCCAAAUAUGUAAUUGCGACGAAUUCGUCAAAAUCCCGAAGCAAUUAAUGGACGAUCUUGUGCAAAGCUUCGUGAAAAUUAUAAGAAAAAACAAUUAUCGAGUGCUGCCCAAUCGAGUCGACAGCAUAGGAAAAGCUGGCGUUGAUGACGAUAGCGACGAUUUCGAACUCGCUCGAAAUCCGAACAAUUAUUUUACGAACAGCGAACAUCGCACAUGGCGUCUGUCCACAGACACUAUCGAUAUCGCCACGUGUACAACGAGAUACCAAAUGCGAAUACAAAUCGAUAAGGUCCCACUGAAAGUAUUGAAGAAUGUACAGGUCUUUUAUGUCUGCGAACAUUGCGGGAAAAUAUAUUGGGAUGGUUCGCACUUGGAGCGAGCUCUUAACGGUGUUAUCAAAGAUUUAAUCGUUAAACAAUAAGUAUUAAUAUUAAAUGUGAUAAAAAAAACUCGAAGACUCCUGCUCAAAAAAUUAGAGUAAAGGGCAGAAAAAAAUCAAAAUCAUCAUAGUUUGAAAAACUUCGAGUAAUGAUUGUUCCUAGAAUUUACACGCCGCCAAUAUCGAUAUGUGAUAUUGUCAUGCUUAUUAAAGCGCUGUACACAUCUGAUCGUACUAAUAUUUGCAACAUAGACAAACAUAUAUUCUUUGUCAAUAUAUUGUUACCGUUCUUGUAUUUUUAAGAUAUAUUUUAUCGUUCUUUUUUUGUUCAUUUUAAAUAUAUAUAUAAUGUAGUGAAAUCGCGUUAUGAAAUAAUAUAAUCUUGAUCUGAUAAAAUCGAUCACAUAUUGUAUAGUUAUGAUGCCAUAGAUUUUAAUUUAGUUUAAGUUACUAUUAUAAGUUAAUAUUAUAUAAUAUUAUAAUCACCGCUAUCAUUAACUGUCAUUUUAUUAGCAUAAGUUGUUAAAUAAUCAAAAAGUUUAUUAGAUUUCUAUCAUUUUUUUAGAUUGAUAAAUAACAAGAGAUUUAAAGAUGCAGAUUCAAAUUAUUGAUUGAUGAGGACCACAAACACAAGUGUCGCAUUGUAAGAUGCAAUUUAAUACAUGACUGCAUAUUUAUGAUAUUCCUCUACAUAUAAGAGCAAAUCAAAUGCAUGCCAAGUACUCAAUGUAUCAACUUUGUUGAUCAUUUGUAAUUUCUUGCAACUAUCUUUGUAAUGAAAAAAACAACUAUCUUUGUAACAAGAAAAAGCAAAGAUGUCCAUAGAGUACAAGAUGAUGUUAUUCUGAUUUUUUUAAAUAUAUAUUUUAAUUAUUCAUAUAACGAAUAUAUUUACAUAGAAAAAUACGCGUAUCUAUUUUUUAAUAAAAAAAGAGAAUGUUGACAAAAUAAAAGGAAAGAAGUA
Messenger RNA from Formica exsecta, 4287 nucleotides. It is a transcript of the gene Nbr, whose product is annotated as exonuclease mut-7 homolog. Gene Ontology annotation, molecular function: 3'-5' exonuclease activity; nucleic acid binding. Bases 204 to 3365 code for a protein of 1053 amino acids. NCBI's taxonomy places the organism in Eukaryota, Metazoa, Arthropoda, Insecta, Hymenoptera, Formicidae. The transcript is spliced from 14 exons. Gene Ontology annotation, biological process: nucleobase-containing compound metabolic process. The record is from RefSeq and is a predicted model, not a curated record.